Molecule: messenger RNA, 960 nt
Organism: Drechmeria coniospora
Lineage: Eukaryota; Fungi; Ascomycota; Sordariomycetes; Hypocreales; Ophiocordycipitaceae
Product: t-SNARE syntaxin
Exons: 3
Coding region: 1-960 (319 amino acids)
Biological process (GO): vesicle fusion; endoplasmic reticulum to Golgi vesicle-mediated transport; intracellular protein transport
Cellular component (GO): SNARE complex; endomembrane system; Golgi membrane
Molecular function (GO): SNARE binding; SNAP receptor activity
Source: RefSeq, a predicted model, not a curated record
AUGGCUGUCGCGUCGGUCCAAGACCGCACCUCCGAGUUCAAGUCGGUCCUGGUGCAGGCUCAGCGACGCCAGAACUCGGCCAAGCUUGGCUCCCAGAGGAGAUCUCUGCUGAGCGACUCGCAGAAGGCGGCGGCCAACAGCGAUGCGAAGCCCCGGCGCUCGGAUUUCGCGAGGACGGCGGCCGAGAUUGGUCGCGGCAUCUCCGCCACCAUGGGCAAGCUGGAGAAGUUGGCACAGCUUGCAAAACGCCGGACCCUGUUCGACGAUCGGCCUGUCGAGAUCAACGAGCUCACCUUUGUCAUCAAGCAAGACCUGUCCUCGCUCAACCAGCAGAUCGGCGCCCUCCAGACGCUCACGAGGCAGCAGCACCCCAAGGUCGACCAGGAGGGCGAACACAACAAGAACGUAGUCUACCUGCUUCAAGGAAAGUUGACGGACGUGUCGGUCAACUUCAAGGAUGUGCUCGAGGCCCGGACGAAGAACAUCCAGGCGUCGCGGUCGAGGACGGAAAACUUCAUCUCGUCCGUCUCCCACCACACCCAGCCGUCGGUGCCGCAGUCGGCCUCCCCGCUGUACGGAACGCCAAACCGAGCGUCGCCGGCGCCCGGUGCCGACACCCUGUCGCUCAACCCCGUCGGCGAGCAGCAGUUGCUGUUGAUGGAGGAGGCGCAACCCCAAAACACGUACAUCCAGCAGAGGGGCGAGGCCAUCGAGGCCAUCGAGAAGACGAUUGGCGAGCUGGGGAGCAUAUUCGGCCAGCUGGCGACCAUGGUCUCGGAGCAGAGCGAGAUGAUCCAGCGCAUCGACGCCAACACCGAGGACGUCGUGGAUAACGUCGAGGGCGCCCAACGAGAGCUGCUCAAGUAUUGGUCGCGCGUGUCGGGCAACCGGUGGCUUAUAGCCAAGAUGUUUGGCGUCUUGAUGAUAUUCUUCUUGCUCUGGGUUCUGGUGGCGGGCUGA